Molecule: messenger RNA, 3983 nt
Organism: Moneuplotes crassus
Lineage: Eukaryota; Ciliophora; Spirotrichea; Euplotida; Euplotidae
Source: the annotation of a GenBank genome assembly
UUUUGAACCUAAUAUGCUUGACUUUCAGGAGGAUAAGAGGAAGAGGGACCAAGACAUAAUUAUGUCCGCUCUUGAAGAUGAAGAUAAUGCUAAUUUAUUCAUAAGUAAAAAGAAUCGGCUUGGAGAUAACAGAACUCACGGAGAAGAUUUUUCAAAUCCAAACCAAGAAAAGAAUCAGUCUGGUACUGGAUUCAGAAGAAGCAGAUAUCUCAAAUAAAAUCACAGAUAUGGCUGAUGACAAUGAAUAUACUCUCGAAGAAGUUGAAGAUAGAAGAAAUAAAAGAUUUGAUCAUACUGAGGAAAGCGAGAUGUCUGAUAUAAACAGAGGAUUAAACAAGAGGAACAGUGUUCUGAAGUAUAGAAAGUCGGGCAAUAAUAUUGAGUCAAAUCAUGGCCAACAUUCUCAUAAUAAGUCAAGGGAACCAGCUGUUCAUAGUACAUCCCAGUUUAUAGCUCAGCCAGAGAUGGAGCCUAGUUUUAUCCCUUUGAAAAAUAAGAGAAAACCUGAAGUAGAAGAAGAAGAUCUUGAGGUCCACAUUCUGGACGACACAAAGCAAAAUAAGAAAAGCAAGAAUAAAUUUAUUAAGAAUAAAUGGAUCCAGGAUUUAGGCUCUGGUAGAGGUGACCAACUUGAAGAUCUUCAAAGUUUGGGCUCAACUCCUUCUGGAGACCAAUCCACUUCAAAAAGAAAGAAGAAAAUAAAGAAUUUUGAAAUAAACUCUAGUAAUAAGAGAGUAGAGGAAACAGUGGAACAUCUGAAGUCUACAUUUGAUAAGGAUGAAAGUCAUCCUAUUAGGCUCAAUUUUGAAAAAGAAACAGAGCAAGAAUCUAUUAGAAGAAGCAUAGUCAACAACAACUUUGUUGAUAGAAACAGUCCCGAUAAGAAAAAGAAGAGAAAGAAGGCUAAAAAGAGAGUUUCUGACAAUAUCAUACCUCUACAUCAACAAGAGGAUGCCUCUCCAGGCAAUUAUGUCAGUGUAAAAAGCCUUCAGCUAGAAGAAUACAAAGGCGAUGAGAGUCCCCAAGAUACCUCUCCUUAUGUCUCGGACUUAAAAGCUGAGGACUACCAUCAUAGUGCCUACAAAAAGAGAGCUGAUGAAGAGACUCCAAAACCAAAGAAGAAGAAAAAGAAGAAAAGAAGUUAUAAUAAUUUCGAACAAGAGUAUUCAGGCAGCUAUUAUGAAAAUGAAGGAAGCCAGUCAAGGAAAGAAUCUCAGCUAGAAGAAGUAGAAAAUAGCAAUGAUACAUAUCAUGUCAUGGACAGAAUAAAGAAAAGGUCUCUUAGGAAAUCGAGUAAAAAGGUUAUUACUGAAUUUCGUGAUGAUCACAAGGAGUUAAAUCCUAGUAAUAUUGAGGUUAAGCAAGAAGGACAGCUUUCUGUUGCUAAUACUCAUGAUUUCAGGAACCAAGAGACAUACAGUAACUCAAUUUUUGGGAAACAAAACCAGUCUCCUAGCAUCAAAGACAAUGUUCAAAUAGCUAAGAGAAUUGAAGAUCCUUACAAGCCAUUUACAAACGAUACACACAAAGAUGAAAAUGUGUCAAUAAAAGAAGGAGCUUUAGAAAGAGUUCCUGCUCGAAAUUAUGAAGCUCAGCAGCCAAAUAUAGAAGACAACUCGGGAGUUGAUCCUAUAUAUCCAAGAAAGAAAAAGAAGAAGAGAAGGACAAUAAAGGUUGACAGAUCUAAUAUAGUGCACGACUCUUCAAAAGAUCUGUCCGGAAUCAACCUAUCUUCUCAAAGUAUUGCUGAGCCUGAAAAAUCAGUUGAGCUUUCUCCAAAUGUGAGCCAGGUUAAAUUAGAUCAUGAACAGCCUAAGGAAACUAGGAUAGCUACUGAAAAUCCUACUCAAGCGGAAGCUAGUGUUGAGAGAAAGAAAAGGAAAAAGAAGAAAAAGAAAGUCUUUGACUUCCAGAAAAGAGAUAAUGAUCCAGAUUUCGAAAAUCUUAUUCGUUCAUCACAAAUGAAUCAAAUAUCCUCUCUGAAUGUUGCCUAUCCUCCGAAGCCUGAACCAGAUAAGAUGUCAGAUCAAUUUUCAGACAAAAACAGCUCUCAAGCAGACUUGAAUAUAGAUGGAGGUUUUGGUGCUUAUCCAAUGAAACCUGAAGCUGACAAAAGUCUGAGUAUUGGAGAUGAUGAACUUGGCACAAUAACUCCUGACAAGGUCUCAGGCAAGGCUGAAGAUUUCACCAACACUCUUUAUGACUACAACAAAGAGCAUGGCUACCAUGAAAAUAGUGGUCGGAUAGAAAUUUCUAAAAAACCAAAGAAGAGGAAAAGCAAGAAGAGCAUGAAUAGGUCUGAAAUGAGAGACUACAAACCCAAAAACUACAUUGAAAGCUCUGUCAAGCCCGAUAUAAAUGAGGUCCAGCAAGAGAACGAGAUCGAAUACAAAAGAGAUGGGUCAAUGGCUCCUGACAAAAGAAAGGAAUCUGGAAGAAUUUGGGGGAAAUACGACCCAGAAGAAGAGUAUAGCCCAAUUAAAAAGGCAGACAAUAAAAUCUUAAUGAGCGAAAGGAAGAAAUCAAGGAGAGAUAUGGCUAGCCAAGGCCAACCCAGAGUUAACUUCAGUGCUGAGAAGAAAGCCUCCAAGCCAAGAGUAGAUAUGAUGAAUAGGAAUUCCCAGAGAGGGAAUACAGUAGAGGAAAAGAAACAAUCUACGAACUCACAGCAAAGAGGCAUUCUAAAGAAGACCAAUAUGCCAUUAUAUUCUCGUUCAGGCACCAAGAGGAGAGAAGCUAAACCGAACCUACAUACUAAGGAUUUUAAUGAUAUUCAACUCAAGAACGCAAUGCUAAAGGAAAAUUAUGAAGGAUCCUCUAAUCCUAGUAGCAUGUAUACUAUGCAGACAGGCAAAAGAUCUCUAAAGGAUCGAAAUAGAAGAAGAUUAGCAGAAUCAAUCUAUGGAGGAGCUUAUUCUGUGACUAAGAAAAAGUCAACUGAAAGAGAGAAGAGAAGUGGUUCUAGAAAAAUCAAUUUUAGGAGUGAAGGAGGAGGCUCUAGCUACAAAGGAUCGGUAGAAAGGAAGCCAAGGCCAACCAAAGCUUUUGCAGAAUCAGCUCCAGGGAUAAAGGAUACCUUAAAUAAAUGAAGAGAAAAUAAAGCAAUGUUCAUAGCAACACUUUGUCAGCUUAAAGGUGCACAUGAAAGUAUAAGGAUGCUAUGAACCGCUCCUUUAUCAAGAGAGAUAGGGAUGGUUCAACUCGAAAUUACAAGAAAUGCAGCUGGCUUUAAUGCUUUCACUCCAAAAUAUAUUCUAUCGCUUGUAUCAACAGAUUCUAGAGGAAAUGAAGUCAAGCAAGAACUGAUGAUUGCCAAAAAAAAACUUGUUAAUAGAACUUCGAAUUACGUUUUGUCUCUUGAUAUAAAGAAUCCAAGAUCUAAAGGUGAUGCCUAUAUGGGAAAAUUAAGAGCAACUGAUUCCAAGAAGAAUGAAUAUUUUCUAUAUGGGCCUGGAGAGAAUCCUGGGAGGCUUAAAUCCGGCCAGCAACCAAGAAAGACAUUCUUUUUGGCUAAAUUUAGCGAUGAAGUUAUUGAAGGUCUAGGCAAAAUUAAGAAAACACAGGCUUUAAUGCCAUUCUUUGAUGAAAGAUAUACUGACGAUCCAUUCUCUUAUGAUGGAGUAGAUGAUCCUCAUGAAUUGGCUCUUUCCAAAGAGGUUCAUGCCUUAAAAUAACAAGAAGCCAAAGUGGUCUAAGAAUAAAGGAAGAUAUGUUUUUAAAUUUGGAAGCCGAGUAAAAGAGCCUUCAAACAAAAAUACACAGCUCAUUGAAGACUUUAGAUACGAUCCUGAAGUUUCAGAUUGCGAUGAAGGUAGUCAAGUUUCUCUUCAGAAGGAGAACAUUGUUUUCCAGUUUGGAAAAUUUGAUAAGUCAACAUUUAGCCUGGAUGUUCAAGCACCAUUCUCAAUUUUCCAGGCAUUCGGAUUGUGCCUAGCAAUUUAUGACACUAAUUAGAUGAAAUGUAAAUUAAUUUGCCAAUCAAG